AUGAUAUUGCUGAUUCUACCAUUGUCUGGCGGCCUUCCUCCGUUCCCGUUGCCGUUGCCGUUGCCGUUCUUGUUCCUCCGUUCCUCCAUUGACCCGCUGACGUAGACAGACGUCGCCGCUGCCCUGUUUGCAUUUCUGGCCGCGAGGAGAGACUCGUUUCAAAUUCUAAAGAAAUUCCAGUAAUCGCAGAGCUCUGCUGGCGACUGGACGUCGGGACUCGAGAGGCUCUAAUAACAGGCAAAAACAGCAAAAAAAAAAAAAAAAAACAGACAACCAGGCAAGCAAACAGGAAAACAGGAAAAGAACAGGGUAAAAGUGAGAGUGAGAGUGACGGCGAGCGGAAAGCGGAAAGCGAAAGUGAUGUCGGCCAUCAUCGUGGACAUUAACUACACCGGUUGGAUGCCCUCGGUGCAGUGCCUCAGUUUGCUGGUGGUGCCCUCGCUGCUCAUCCUGGUGAUCCUCUAUCUGUGCGAGCACCAGUACGAUGACAUACUGGGCGUCUCGCCACCUGGACCCUGGGGUCUGCCCAUUCUGGGCUAUCUGCCCUUUCUGAGCCGCCGUGCGCCGCACAAGUCGCUGCAGGCACUGGCCAAACGCUACGGUGGCAUCUUCGAGCUGAAAAUGGGCAAUGUGCGUACCGUCAUCCUGUCGGAUGCCACUUUGGUGCGGGACUUCUUUCGCCGUGAUGUGAUGACGGACCGGGCGCCGCUUUACCUCACGCACGGAAUCAUGGGCGGAUAUGGCAUCAUCUGCGCCCAGCGCGACAUCUGGCGACAUGCGCGCCGCGAGGUGAUCGACUGGCUCAAGGCCUUGGGAAUGACCCGUCGUCCAGGGGAACUGCGUGCCGGGCUGGAGCAGCGCAUCUCUCGGGGCGUCGACGAGUGCGUCCGGCUCUAUGAGGCCGCGGCGAAGAACAGCAGUUCGUCUGAGUUCAAUCCGCAACCGGAUCUGCACCACUCGCUGGGCAACAUCAUCAACGACCUGGUGUUCGGGGUCACCUACAAGCGGGACGACCCCGACUGGCUGUACCUGCAGCGGCUGCAGGAGGAGGGCGUCAAGCUGAUCGGCGUGUCGGGCGUGGUCAACUUCCUACCCUGGCUGCGGCACCUGCCCGCCAGCGAGCGCAACAUCCGCUUCCUGCUGGAGGGCAAGGCCAAGACACACGCCAUUUACGAUCGCAUCGUGGAGGCCUGUGACAAGCGGCUCAAGGAGCAGCUGAAGUUGCACCAGGAGCAGCAGGAGCUGAGGCGACAGCAGAGGCGGCUGGAGAGGGAGCUGGAGAGGGAGCAGCAGAGGCAGGAGGAGAAGGCGAAGGAGGUGGAGUCUGGUCGGGAAGGGGAGCCAGAGGAGAAGAGGCCGGAGGAGGAGCCCCUAAACUGUGUAGGAAACCCAGGAGAGAGGCCAAAAGGGGAGACAGAAGAGGAACCUGCUGGAAAGCCAGAAGAGGAGCCAGAGGAGAGUGACGAAGAUGAGGACGAGGAGGAGUAUGAACCGCGGUGCAUACUGGAGCACUUCCUCAUCCACCGGGAUCCGGACUCGCAGCUCUACUGUGACGACCAGCUGCGCCACCUGCUGGCCGAUCUGUUUGGGGCCGGAGUGGACACCUCACUGGCCACAUUGCGAUGGUUCCUGCUCUACUUGGCCAGGGAGCAGCGCUGCCAGCGGCGCCUGCACGAGGAGCUGCUGCCGCUGCAACUGGCACCCAGUCUCGAGGAACUGGAGCCGCUGACCUAUCUGAAGGCCUGUAUUUCGGAGACGCAACGCAUCCGCAGUGUGGUGCCCCUGGGUAUUCCGCACGGCAGCAAACAGGACUUCACCAUUGGUGACUAUCACAUCAAGGGCGGAUCGAUGAUUGUGCCCCUGCAGUGGGCAAUUCACAUGGAUCCGGUGGCCUUUCCCGAGCCGGAGCAGUUUCGCCCCGAGCGAUUCCUUAGCCCCGAAGGAGCCUACUCGGCGCCGCCGCAGUUCAUCCCCUUUUCGACGGGCCAAAGGAUGUGCCCCGGCGACGAGAUGGCCCGCAUGAUCCUCACGCUCUUCGCGGGUCGCAUCCUCAGGCGGUUCCACCUGGAGCUGCCCCGCGAGGGCGAGGUGGACAUGGAGGGCGAGAGUGGCAUCACCCUGACCCCCGCACCCCACAACUUGCGAUUCACCAAGCUGCCGGCAAUCUACUUGCGCCAAGCACCCGACGGCAAAGUGGAGGAGAACUAGGCUGGACAAGCCUCUAUUUUAUCCCUAUUUUUUUUUUACUUCUGUAACGACAGUAUAUUAUAACCUUUUUUGUAUGAUGGACUAUA
Messenger RNA from Drosophila elegans, 2294 nucleotides. It is a transcript of the gene phtm, whose product is annotated as cytochrome P450 306a1. The record is from RefSeq and is a predicted model, not a curated record. Gene Ontology annotation, biological process: xenobiotic metabolic process. The coding region runs from base 361 to 2208 and encodes 615 amino acids. Gene Ontology annotation, cellular component: intracellular membrane-bounded organelle; cytoplasm. Lineage: Eukaryota; Metazoa; Arthropoda; Insecta; Diptera; Drosophilidae. Gene Ontology annotation, molecular function: oxidoreductase activity, acting on paired donors, with incorporation or reduction of molecular oxygen, reduced flavin or flavoprotein as one donor, and incorporation of one atom of oxygen; iron ion binding; heme binding. The transcript is spliced from 4 exons.